Molecule: messenger RNA, 13023 nt
Organism: Podarcis lilfordi (Lilford's wall lizard)
Lineage: Eukaryota; Metazoa; Chordata; Lepidosauria; Squamata; Lacertidae
Source: the annotation of a GenBank genome assembly
AGGGAGGAGGGGGGCGGGAGGAAAGAUAACACCAGCUCCGUCGUCCCGCGCGCCCUUCCACAACAGGCGAAGCCCGAAAGAGGAGCGUACCUGGGUGUCCUCGGUCCUCAGGGCAGGCAAAGUGACGCCCACCUUCGCGGAAUGGCGACAGCCGGGGCUCCUGCAAGGCAGCGCGGCGGGAGCCACAACCACAGGGGCUGGCAGGUGGAGGCUGCCGGCGGCGGCGGCGGCGAGCAACACGUUUGCGUCGAACUUCGCCGCGUCUGUCACGCCGAAGAGCAGCAGCAGUAGUAAAGCCCGGCCAGCGUCGCCGUCCGAUCCUAUGGCUUUGCGCGAGCGCGCCCCCCUCCCCAAAGACGCGGCUCUCCUCAGGCUUGCUUCUUGGCGCCAAGAUUAGAUUUUCCUCUCACACAGACAGUUCUUUCUCGCGCGCGCCCUCAGUUCCUGCCGCGGCUCUCCCGCCCACCUCAGUCAGUCCCGCCAGCUUGCUCCGUGCUCGCCCGCAGCUUCGGUGGCCGGCGUCAGCUGCCCUUCCCCAGGGCGGGGAGGGCGAGGUGGGAAACCGAGGGGUAAAAAGGAAGCGACUGUGGUGGCGGCUAAGGAGCGAAAGGGCUCGGCCGCAGGCGGAGGACGAGCAGCGUGGCUUAGGCAGCAGCAGCAGCAGCAGCAGCUCCUUCCAGGUGCCUGUGAGGGGAGGGCAGCCGCUCUCGCAGCACCCUAGGGCUGAGCGGACAAGGCGAGACACGCGCGCAGUCUGCGGAUGGAACCGGCGUGGAGCGAGCGGCUUCUACGGUCUGCUACAGCCUCCCAAGGCUGCUGGUUGCAGCUUCUCUUUCCCCUGCUCCUCCUCCUCCCCCUCCUAGCCGGCAAGCUCCAGGCUGCCGCUGGUCUUUGCCGCUUCCCUCAUUAACCUCCUCAGGAGGAGCGCUCCCACCAGAACGCCCUUUAGUCGCGGAGGAGGCGAGUUUGCAAUUGUUAAUGGAGGGGUUUUAGUGCCGUGCCGGCAGGGAUUCUCUCGCGCUCCUCGCUCCCUCACGUGCCUUAAAGGUACACCACUGUUUCACUCCUCGGCUUGGCGCGUAACGCUCGUGAACGGGGCACAUAAACCCUCGUCUGGAGCGGACGGGGAGGGGGCACGUGACCGCGGAGCGGGCUCUCUCUCUCUCUCUUGGCGUCAAGGAGCGCCGCUUGGAGAAUGGCAAUGAGGAAGGGGGCGGGGCUUCGGAGCCGAGGCCAGCAGGUGUCAAUGGAGUCAAGGGGAAAGAGGAACCUGUUCCAGAGGAGCCGGUGGAAUGGCAAGGAGAGGGAGAAAAGGAGGUGGGAAGGGAAAGGGAUGACUGAUACUCGUGCAAACGGGUCGUGGGCAAGAACGGAGAAGCCUCGGUGGUGGAAUGGCACUUCUCCUCUUAGAGUAGUGGGGGCGGGGUGGCAGCACUGGCAGGCAUCUGGUUUCGUUUAAGACAAGAGGCAGGCAUAAUGAGGGAACUGAUGUAGUAAUGGGGUAGACCAGAUCAUUUAAAAGAGUAAGUAGGCUGACAAAAAAAGAUGUAUGGGAGGAAUGGCAAUGGUGAUUAAAAGGAAAUAGAGUGUAGAACAAGGAGGAAAAAAGGAGCAAGUGGGAGAUAUUCAGCAUAGAAUGUCCACAGCUGGUAGGUUGGUUCAAAGGCGAGAUGGAAGGGGCUAUGGAGAAGGGUUGGGGGAAGAGAGAAAUGGAGCAUACCAUGGGGUUAGGAGAAUGAAAAGUGGGGGCAGCGGAGUGUCAUUUCACAUAAUCAUGAAAGAAUGCAUAACAGGAAGAGAUUGCGGAAGGGACAUGGGAGUAUGAAAAUGUGACAUAUCAGGUAUUAAAUGGAAUACUAACUAAUUUAUACUAAGGUAAGUAUGGAAAUAGUCAAAUAUGACUCAUGCUAACUUCCCUAAGAAGAAGCUGAGUUGUAAUACAGUGCCUAGUGCCUGGAAGCUGCCUUCCGGGGUUACUGAGAGGAAUAACACAACCCUAUCCAAUUAUUCUCCCACCAUUGACUUUAGCAGGACUUAAUCCCAGGUAACCAUGGAAGGUGUUGCAGGCUUACUGAACCAGCUUUCUGUAAAAGAGCUCAGUCCUGAAAUUUGUGAAGUAAUAACAAAUUUCAUUUUCCUCACUUCUAAGCAAUAAUGACCAGCUCUUGGUUAUCAAAAACAGCAGUGGCUGCAAUCCUGAAUGCACUUUACUGGGCAGUAAGCCCCUUUGAAAACAAUGGGAUUCAGUGUGCAUGAGUGAACAUACAUAGGAUUGCAUUGUAUAACAGUUGCAGUGUGGCAUGAAGUUUCAUGGAACAGAGCCUACUGAUAGAUGCAAGAAAUGCAAUAUUCAGUGGGCAGAUAAUAUAUACAAGUUUAUAGCUAUGAAACAGUAGGACCAAAAGUCUAUGAAAUGCAAACGUCCAGGAGGUCUGUGAAAUUUCUGUGCAAAUUCUGUGAUAUUUCUGUGCAAAUGUCACUUCUUAUCUUGUAUACAUCUGGGCUUUGCAAAGAGGUAUCACAAACCUAGUAUUUCCAUUUUUUCUUUGUACCCAUAUGUAUAUAUUUGCCAAGAAGGCAUACCCUCGGAAAGGACACCCAGGAAUAUUUGAGGCUGGCAGCUCACACUUCAGAAAUUAAGCACAAAGAAACUAAAAUCAAUACAUUUCAAAAUGUGUUGUAUAUUAAGAAGGGCUCUAAACACAGUGGACACAUUUUAAAUGACUUGAUUCAGCUUUAUGCAUAUGUGACACAAAACAAACAUAAUUGGCAAUAACCCUCCACACACAGACUUCUCUGGAAAGGCACUCUAAGAUAACCUUAAAGGAAAAAAGAGAAUAAUUACUAGACAAGGACAUCCAACAACAGCAACAAAAAGACUUCUGUAAUAUGACUAAUGUUCUUGUCUUCUGUUUUUUGUUAUACUGUAGUGAUAGUGUGUACCAAAAAUGAAACAAAAUGUUAAAGUAGGGGGAAAUGGGCUUGAAAAAGAGCUAUAGUAUACACUGAAUAGCAUAUGCUGACUAUUUUAUACCCAAAUUGUCAAACAUGAAUUUUAAAUUUCUAGCUCUUGUUCCGAUCCUCUUCAACCAGGUGUUGCAAGACUUGCGUAAAGGAAAAUGAGAAAACUGAAGAAACAGUGCUUGAAGUGAGUCUGGGGACUGAGUCCUCUGGAGGCACUGCAGAAGACAAAAGUCUUCCAGGAUUGCAGUGCCCAUUUGUUUGAUAGGAUUGGCAGAAAAGUGUACUUGGCUUUGGAUGGAAUUACAUAAUAUGAUGCACCCUGAGCUUGUGCUUUCAUCUCUCUUCUCCAAGAAUAAAGGUGGGUUUAUCUUCCUUUUUUUUCCUAGGAAAGGUGAGGAACAAGGACAAACUGCCUGUGCCUUCUGGCUGAAGUUUUUUUCACAGAGUUCAUGGAGAGAGGUAUAUAUUCUGAUAGUGAGCAACAGGCACAUUCUUCAAAGGUAAUUUUAUGCUCAUUUUUACAUGUAUUUUUUCUUAUGAAUCCAUAAGAUCGAACUGUGAGCUUCUUCCUCUUCACAUUCCCACUUUUGGGUCACUGUAUGGUAUUUUCUUUCCAAUCUGGAGUUCUGACUGCUAACUGGUAUUUGCAAACAAAAUUCUAAACCUUGAUGGAAAGCGUAAAGUGAUCAAACAGGCAUUUAGAAACAUAUAAACAGAAAAGAAAGACAAAUAGAUAUGUGCUAGCAUAUCUGGAAGGAAAGCAUCAUUAUUAAAAGAAAAAAGAAAAACCUGAAACAUUACCCUACCCAUCACGCACAUAGAAAAUUUAAGUCCUCCCCCCAAAAUUAUAAUGUAUAGUUUGUUUGUUUUUUUUACUAUUCUAUUACUUUACAAAUAAAGAAAACUCAAAUUUAAGGGAAGAUGUUAAUGCAACUAGGCUGUACAACUACUGGCCUGUGAUAUAUAGUUACAUAUGUAGUUUGUCUGCAAGUUGAAAUCAAGAGAGAUCUAUGGCAGUGAAUGGUUUGUCAAGGCUUUAUGUUUCCUGCUGCUCAUGUGAGCCACACAACAAACAGGAUUUAUUUCACUUCUGAUUUGCAAAAUGUGAAAAUUGACCAGGGAACCAUUUGCUGGAUUUUCAGAGCCACUGAAGCCCAACUGCAGUAGCCUCAGUAAGUCUUACUGAGGCAUUUCCUCAGUGCUGGUGCACAUCUUUCAGCAACUCAGGAAGAGGGAAAACCCUUACCCUGUUGUUGCUUGAAUAAAGAUGCAAAAAGAAAGUGAAAAACUGUUCCUAUUUUUUCUUGUCUUAAAUUAUAUUACCAUUAUUUAUCAGUUGAGAAGUAAAAAACAAAAACCUUUUGACUUUUUUCCUCAAGCAGACAUAUACUCAAGAUUAUUAUAGUGCAAGGAUGGACUUUUUGCUCUCCUAAAUGAGAUUAGAUAAAGAAUCACUAGCCUCUGUGGGAGAACAUUCAGCACAUUUAGUACAACGUAACUGCAGCCCUUUUGUAACACUUCCAGACCAAAGGGAUGGAAUGCACAAUCCACAAACAUUUUUUCACAGCUAUAUUUUUCUGUUCUUGUGAUACACAGAUAAAGACUUAACAAAUGUUCCUAUGGAUUAAUAUUAGUUUGGUAGCAACUGCUGCAGCAUUAUGAGAUGCUGCAUGGGAAAUGUGAAGAAUUAUUUUAUUCACAUAGAUUCACAUUUCUCAGCAGAGUACUAGAUGGUUCUCUGCAUUAGAACUUUGUAACCACUGUAGUCAAAUAAUAACAAACUGGAAAGAUAAGUGCAUGUUUUCUUCUCCAUGAUAAAGCACAUUCUCAAAUACAAAAACCCAUUUGUUUCCAAAGAGCAGAUCAAUUGUUGGCUUUGUUUUGAAGCAUCUAUUAAAGAAGGCAUUCCAAAUGAAAGCAGUUCAUGGUCUUAACAUCCUUAGAAAUCACUUCUCAAAGGUGAUUGCUGUACUUGUCAAUCCUUGUGGUCACUGCCACUUAAGGACAAAAACCCCUUUGGAUUCAGCCAGUUUUCUUCAGGCAUGGAGAAGAACAGUAGGUAACAAAAGUGUGUCACAUACUUCUUUUUUUAAAACCUAUUUAUGUUGUUCUAACUGGUUUAUUUAAAUUAGUGAAAUGUUCAUCUUUGAUGCUAAUCCUAUUAGACUUCAAGGUAAAUUAGAGAAGAAAAUGUCAGUGGUCUUCAAAUUCUUAUAAUUACUGUUUAUUGCAUACUAACUUGACACCUGCGUUUCCACAUACCUUAUGAAAGAUACACUGAUAAGAAAGAACACACUUGUUAUAUUUGCUGUAAGACAAUACAAACACUAGGUUACCUUUUCUACAUAGAACAAAUCACUUCCAGCCAAUAAGAUAGGAACAAGAAUGAACAGCACAAUCCAAACCCCUGGUCCACUAUGCUAGAAUGAGAUUUAGGUGAGGCAAAGUUGUCCCCCUGCUCAGCUCUGUCUGGGUUGCCUUUUUCACCAGCCAGUGGCAAGGAAGCUUCUGUCACCUCAGUUCUCUGGAAUGUGCCUAUCCAAACUGCCGGUGGUGGAAGCAGUAUAUCAAAUCAUUCUGGUCCCGUUUGCUUCACCAGCCAGGGAGUCAGCAUAGCAAAAACACAAGACAUACCAGCCUUCCCCCAACUGCUGUUAAAUAUAUAUUUACUGGAGGCAUAAAAGAAGCUGUUUAGAGAACCAUUUUGCCCUUUAGGGUUGCAACACAAUGGAGAUUUAAUUGGGACUAAGCACCAUUGAAUGCUGUGGGAAUUAAUUCCACAUAAAUAAGUAUGGGGUUGGGCUGCAUGCAAGAGGCACAGAAGGAAGAAGAACAGAAGGAAGGAGAAAGGAGAAAGGAAAGUGGAUAAGGAAGGUUAACGGCUCAUGAAACAAACAUGGAGCACUUGUAAGAUUUUUUUAGGGAAACUGCAUUUGCAAAUAACACUAAGCUGUGUUUUAUUUUCACCAUGGAACAAAUCGAGACGCUUGGGAACAUAAUAAGAGGCCUGUUAGAUCAGGUCAAAGGCCUACCUAGUCUAGCAUUCUAUUCUCAAAGUAGCCAACCAGAUGCCUCUGAGAAGACCACAAGCAGGACAAGAGCACAACAGUUCUUCUCUACAUCAAGUUGCAUUUAGAAGCAUGGCAUCUCCAAAACAGGAGGCAGGGUACAGUCGUCAUGUCUAAUAGCUAUUGAUAGUCUUAUACUCCAAGGAUUCCCCCCCCCAUCCCCUUUAAAGCCAUCCAAGUUGGUGGCUAUUUAGUCCUCUCUUGGGGGAGUAAGUUAUUUAUUUUAAUUAUGUGCUGUAUGAAGAGGUAGUUCCUUUUAUCUGGCCUACAUUUUCCCAUGCUUAGCUUCAUUGGAUGAUCCCAAGUUCUACUUUCAUGAAAGAGGGACAAACACUCCACUUUUUCUGCAACAUGCAUACUUUUAUGCACCUCUAUGAUGUUCUCUCCCCACCCACCUUCCUUGCCUUUCCCUCCCUAAGCUUAAAAAGCGCAAAAUGCUGUAACCUUUUGGGGGUUCCUUCAUACAUAUUUUGAUUGCUCUUUUCUUAUCCUUUUCCAGCUCCACAAUAUUCAUUCUGAGAUGCAACAAUGAGAAUGGGACACAGUAUUCCAAGCAUGGUCACACCAUAGAUUUGUAUAGCAGCAUUAUGAUUUUGACAGUUUCAUUUCAUUUCCAUGCCAAUUGCUUCCUCAUUAAUUGCAACCCCAUUAACCUGGAAAAUCAUGGGAAUUUUGCACUGUUAUUUUACUGCAGUUUGCAUGCAUCAGAGCAUGCAGUAGUAUUUGGGGUCAUAUUCUAGCAAAAAGUUCUUUCCUGCCAUUUUCUUGGGUGACUCAUGGGAGAACAGAAGCAUGCAGGUGCAUAAAGGGGCAUGAAAUGUUCAGUUGUGUAGUACCACACUUACUUACAUGAAUGGAAUUAAGUGACAUAGUGGUAUGUCAUUAGAAAAAGCCACAGUUCCAUAAUGCAACAAUGUGGUAUGUCAUUUUAGUGGGUGAAACUUAAUUGACCUUGAUGGCACUUUGCCUGAUUUGCAGUAUAUGUCCACUAUAAGAGUUUUGACCCUCUUCCUUUUCAGCUUUUUACCAUUCCCCUCAUUUUUGAUAAAGUAUCAUCUUUGGGAGUCAAAUGUGAUUGUGUUGAAUUUUCUUGACAAUUGUUCACUUACAUGUAUGUUGAAUUUGAUAGCACAGUGGUAUUUGAAAGCACUGUUUCUGUUCAUUCAACAAAACUUAUAUCUCACACUAGGUCCUGGACACCGCUGUAGAAUAAGUCCAGGGUCCCCUCACUUUGGAUUGCUUCCAAUACUUUUCACAGCACGGCAAGUAUGAAAGGUGAGUUCAUUUUGUAUUUGUCUCCCCACCCCUUCACCCCCCACCUAUAUCAGCUUGCUCUGGAAAUUGGUCAGAUAUUGUUCAUUUUAAUCACCUGAAAUCCUUACUGAAUUCAAUGAAUUCAACCUCUUUCCUCAGGUAAAGCAACUAUAUAUUUUUUUCUCCUGGGAGUGUUGAGAAAUUAGGGUUAAGAACACAAAGAGGUGAGAGCAGGUGGCUGGAGCAAAGAAAAGUGGAAAAAAUCACAAAGGGCCCAAAAGAAAAAGAACAACAGAAGAAAAGAUGAAGAGAGUCAAAGCCAGGCUAAGUAAGGAUCUGCUGGUUUCAAAAUGCUGUGAAUUGCUUUAUUGAGUUGCUUGUAGUUGCCUCCUUCAAUUUUUAUUCAUUUUUCAGUUCUUCUGUACUUAAUAACCAUAUAUUAAAAUUCAAACAUUAAUUAUUUUUAAGACUGAAACAUCAAAUAGAAAGGGUAAAAGAACUCUCUGAAAUGUACUUUAUAUUAGGUUUCUGUAGACUGAAGCAUUUUGUAUUUUCUUUUAAAAAAGCAUUUUCUGCACCUGCCUCUAUGUUACAAUUAUCCUUCCCCUUUCUGCUUUGAAAGAUUCAUGUUUUUUGUAGCCUGCUGCAUAUUUUGUUAACCAACACUUAAAGCACUCGUUCUCAUCCCUAUUUACAGUAUGAUGCCAGCAUGUUUAAACCGCAUACCCUACGAGUGUGUGAUUCUAUAGAGACAUUCCAGGAAUGAAGUAAUCAAAUAUGGUUAUAUCCCAUCUUUAUUUGAAUGGGCUUUUAUUACAGAGGUAAAUAACCCAAAAUUUAGCCACUGUAUUGGGUCUAGUAUUGAAGCAGAUAGCACAGUAAAGUCAGGUAUUUUUGUAUCCUUUCAGCGUCAUUAUUUUGAUCUGAAGAACCCUGCCACUCACACCUUGCUUACGGUAUUUCAGCAACCAGGUAAGGAAGAAAUAUGUGAAGGAAAAGCAUACCCACCAAACUCAGAAGGAGGUGAAUUUUCUGGAGUAGUCUCUGGACCUAAAGAAGGAAACAGGUACUGAAAAAAAUACAGGGCUCAUGAGAACAUCAGAAAAGCCAUCAGUUGUCCAGCAUCCUGUUCUCACAGUGGUCAGUGACAUGUGGCAUGCCCACCAGCAGAACCUGAGAGCAAAAAUACUCUGCCGCAUGUGAUUCCCAGCAACUGGUAUUCAGAGGCAUACUAUUUCUGACAGUGGAAGUACAACAUAGUCAUUGUGGCUAGUAACCACUGUUGGACAGCCUUGACAAUCAAAUGUACAUGUAUUUUAUGUCUUAUAUUUUGUUUUCUAUUUUUUAUUGUACCUUGUCCAGAGAACUAUGUCUUUAACCGUGCUGUAUUACUGCUUUGAAAGGAAAGAUGAUGUUUAUGUCAGCCUUGUUGUGGUAGAUUGCGGUUGAGGCUUCGCUUAGCAGGGUUUAUGUAUUGCAAAGGAUUAAUGGGCAGUCAGUGGGAGAGGUGUAUAGUGGAACCACAGAGGUUUCAAUCCCAGUGAGGAGAAAGAAAUGCCUUUCCUUCUUGAAAAGGCAAAAUACCUCGCUACAGGCUUCUCUGCAUCCUCUCCUUCACUACACAGUUAAUUCUGCUACUGCCUGGCAGUAUUGCUACACAUAUAAUUACAGCCAUGCUAAAACUGACCUAAGAGACUGCCAGCUCUUAGCAAUUUACAUUGUAACAAAAAUUGAUCCAUUUAAUUAUUGCUUUCGUUUCUGUGUUUUUAUCCAGCUCUUAAUAUAAAAAACCUUAUUUCCAUUUCACAUGAUUGACACCCCAAUCUUAAACUUAUUCCUGGCUGUCAUUUAGCAGGGAAUUUUGUUAUUAUGUUGGCUUAUUAUUUAUGGUCUUCUUCAGGGUUUUUUUUUUUAACUAUGCAAGAAUAUGUAAAAGUGCAUUUUUAAAAGUCUUCGAAGGAUCCUACAAAAUUACAACCGUAAAAUAUUUGAAUAAUUAAAUAUAUUUUCCAACAGACAUUAUGUCCUGGUGCCAUAUCAUCCAAUCCUGAAAUUAAUUCUGUAUUGGGCUUUAACAGCAAAUAUCCCACACUGAAAAUAGGGCAGGUAAUGCACUUUUUAUCAGCAUCUUCCCCCUUUAAAACUGGGAGAGCACCAUUGCAUAAGAAAUGCAGAAGGAAUGAAAGGGCAGUGAUAUUUGCUGAAGCCCAGAGUAUUUCAGUUCAAACCUUGGUCUCCACAGUAAGCCAUUUUUUGGUACCUACGAGCUAAGGCCAAUAGAAUACAAGGGCGGGAACACUAAUCAACAGUACUUCCUCCCCCAGGAGCUGGUAGAACAAAGCUAUUUGAGCUUGCUGGUCAGUCACCUCCAUGUGUGGCUGAUGUGAGUCAUAGGACUUAACGGAGCAGGGAAGACCUUGAUGGAUUCAGCAGCUGGUUGUACCUAUAUAGGGACCCUGUCCAUAGUUUGGCAUUGUUUGUCCAACAUUUUAGUUGAAGAGCUGGACCUUCCCCAUUUCUAUGAAGGUAGGUGUGUAUGCGGUUCCAUCUUGUAGGACUGUAGCCAUGGGCAUCUGAAGAAAGAAAGCUUAGGUUUACAGACAAAUAAUGGCUUGCUGCUAUGGAGGUUCAUAAAUUUAGAACUUUUAAAGAACAUAGAAAAUAUAUAUCAUAACUUCUAGAGGACUCUAGAAUUCAUUUAUAAAAUCCUAACAAUUGCCAUCUAUUGCACAAUAGCCAGAGGCUUUGAAGGAAUUCAGAGGAAUGUUCUAAUCUGUAUUGCACUGUAUUUCACUGGAGAAGUCUGAAAUAACUUGCUAUAUCCCUGAAUUUAUUUCAGUGUUGUUUUUGUGUGACUAUUUGGUAACCGAAAUACAUACGGCAGAGUAUCACAUCUUAUCUCCUUCAGAUCCCCUGUCAGAUAUUUUAUUUAUUUUUCUCUUAGCAGCUUAAAUUCUCUCCAACAAUAUUGUCUUAACUUGUGCUGCUCUCUACCUAUUUUACCUGAAGUCAUAAUGCUUCAUCUGAGACAUCCAAAUUUGUUUCUACAGCAACCAUUGUGAUAAGAGAGAAUAGAUACUUCAAAAGUGAAGAAAGAGGCAUGAAAACCUAACCUGCUAAGCAAAUUCCCUGCUUCCACACAAUAAGAAAAACACAACAUAUUGAAAAGAAGAGUUGUGACAUAAGAUUGGAUUUCCAGAUUUUUUUAACCUCCUGACAAGCUAUCAAUGCUAUUUCCUGAUAAAAUAUUAAAGCCUAAUAGUUUGAUAUAUAUUUCACUAGUUCAUUCAUUGCUGAUAUUGUCUCUGAUCCAGUGGACCAUAUAUUUAAUUCCAUACAUAUGGAGCAUUAUCUGAAGCUUCCCUUUGAAAUAUAGUUGCCUUCACUGUCCAAGAAGCUGCUCCUAAAAUGUGGGUCCACCUUGAGAACAGCAUCCAACAUGAGGCCAAAAAUGUUGACCUUCUCCAAAAACAUGUCAGCUGUUGUGCAGAUAUGAGGAACACCAUGGUUAAGCACUGCAUGCAUAUGAAAAGCUAUUAGAUCUGUGUGGCUGCCCUUUGUGGUGACCCACUGAACUGCAGCUCGUCAGUGAAGAGUGCUGUCCACCCACGCUGACCAUUGGACCCUUCUAGGCAGGAAGGAAUACUAAAGAGUUGUUUCUCCAAAUUAAAUAUGCUUGAGCAACAAAGUCUUCCUAGGCACUGGUAUCUUCACUAUUAUUUGGUCCCAACUCCUGGUUUGUUCCUUUAUCACACUUCUUGGUUUGUCCUUCAUUUAAUAUUUAAGAACAUGAAAGGCAGAUCAAGGCAGAUAACAAAGGCAAAACAAUAACUUAAAACCUGAAAAUAUAAAUUAUAAGCUAACUAAAGCAACUGCAGAAAUUAAAUAAAUACAGCAGCAAAAUCAUGAAAACCAAAACAAUAAUUUACAACCUGAAAUUCAAUUAAUGUUUUACUCUUCUUUAUUUGGAGCCUCAAAAGCCAGUGGUCCAGGCCUCUCUAGGUCUCUGAGAAGGCUUGGGUUCACAGCUUUCUGUGAAUGAGACAGAAAGGAGAGAUAGAAUUGAGUGUCUUCUAUGUACAGUGGUACCUCGGGUUACAUACGCUUCAGGUUACAGACUCCGCUAACCCAGAAAUAGUACCUUGGGUUAAGAACUUUGCUUCAGGAUGAGGACAGAAAUUGUGCUCCGGUGGCGUGGCAGCAGCAGGAGGCCCCAUUAGCUAAAGUGGUGCUUCAGGUUAAGAACAGUUUCAGGUUAAGAACGGACCUCCGGAACGAAUUAAGUACUUAACCCGAGGUACCACUGUAUUGGUGACAGAACCCCAAGCCCAGAAUGUCCUACCCAAACAACUUUAUAUAGAUAAACAGCAUGGUGGCCAUACUGGUCCUGAGGGACAGCAUAGGCUCACUACCAAGGCAUGGAAUAGAGCCGCCCACCCCAAAUUGGUAACGCUAUGGCCCCCAGUCCUAUUACAUGAGUCCCACUCCUUGCCUUCUAGUUUGUUGUUUGAUCUGAAGGGUCCUGACUACUGACUCACCUCAGUCUGCUAUUGUAUACGCAGUGCUGACAGUGAAUGACCAUAGUUUGCCCAUACUCUUUUGUCUUCCUCCAGCACAGCUGAAAGACGAUUUUGGAAGCUUUGCCCUUUGCAGUUAGUAAACCCCAUGGCACCUGAACUGGGGAUUACAGUAUAAUAUUAAAGUAUGGUUAGUUUCAAAUUACCAGCCAUAGUCCAUGGUUUGCUGUUGGAUUGUUUUUCUAGAGAAGAAAAUGCAGGUACUGUUGAACAUACCUUGAUCAUAGGCAGGUUGGGCUACUGUUCUUUUUUUGAUCUUCAUGUGAUUUCAGUUCAGAGUUCUGGUUAUCUCCUCUAAAGCCAAACAUGAUUUGGGAACAUGGGAACUAGCUGCUGCUACAUGAUCUUACCUUCCUCUUAGGCUCUGCUUCACAUCCUGCUACUCUUUAUGUGUAGCUGGUGGGAAUGCGGCAGAAUCAAGCCCUCUUAGCUGCAGCAUAAAUAGCCCUUUCUGUUAAAGGCCACAUACCAAUUAAUUUUCUAUUUCUAUUUUUUAUUUUUUUGCUUUAAAAAUAAAAUUUCCUGAAGAUAGACUCCACUGUCAAAGAAUCUGCUUCUCUGUAAAGAUUUGAGAGGUAAUACAGGGUUAACAAACUACAAUACAAGCUUUUGAACAUGCACUUUGAAAAGUUAAAUUCAACAAAUUGGUUAGCUGACUUCUUUGAAGAAAAAUAGCCUCUCACAUUUUAUGUGUUCCAGUAUUGUUUAAUAUGCUAUACAUUGCUCAUUCUUAGUCACAGUUCUGAAAAAAGAAAAUACAGUAGUGCAAUAUUAAAUGAUUUCUGCUAAAUUUUAUUCCACCCUGAUCAAAUUUUGGACACUGUCAUUAGUGUUCUGGAGCAGGAUUUUGUUGUUAUUUUUGUUUAGGUUAUUUUUGCACCUUGUAACCUUUCUUAUAACCUUGGGCCUAAAUAAGCUCAUUAAAAAUUAAAUUGCUUAUUAUACCCUAGCAUCAAUUUCCACUUUGAUCAGAAAGCACAAUAGCUUUCUUGAGUAGAUUUACCUAUGAAAUAUUCUGGUAAUGAGAAGAGAUGAGACAAGUUUAACAAUUUCAAUGCCAAAGCAAAAACUACAGAAAUAUAAAUGAAACAAUUGAAUAUCUAUGGAAUAAACACUGUAGCACUAGCCAUGAAAAAUAGACUUUAAUUUAAACAGGAGGU